AUGCUCUUCAGACAUGUGUUAGUCUUCCGUGCCAAUUUACUUGCCACCACAGUCAGUCGCAAUAAAGCUAGCAAUUCUAGUUGUUCUUCAGAGUUCCUCCCUCUGGAAAUUCGAGGACUGACUAAUCUUAAGUUUAGAGAGAACGCCCCAUUACCUUUCAAUGAAAAACCACCUGUCCUUCAUGAAAAAUUUCGUAGUUUAAUUGAAUGGACAAAUGUCUGGCCGGCUGCUGCUACAUUUCACCACUCUGUUGUCCCCUUUAAAGUUCGUCAGGGACAUUGUAAAAACUUGUCAGAAAACGGAGGUUUGCCACCUGAAAAGUAUGCAAACGCUGAGUUAAUGAAGAUCCCUAAUUUUCUUCAUCUCACACCUCUGCAUAUUAAAAAACAUUGUGAUACACUGAAAAAGUUUUGCACCUCAUGGCCUUCUGGCUUGAAUUCGAACGAAACGAUCAAUAAGCUUUACCCUGUUACAAUAAUUAACCACUCCUACGUAUUCACAUCGUCGAAUAUACGUGACCCUCGUUCCCGUGUUGUAACACUUCAGAUCCAUCUCUCUAACCUUGCUUUGGAUGAACAUGCGAAAAGAAAACUCUUACGGCUUGCAAUAGGUCCUGGCCCAGGUCGUAAUAUUGCGGCGUAUGACUGGAAUACAGAUAUCUUAGAACUAACAUCAGCAAGGUGUCCGACAUCAAAACAGAACACUGACUUCUUAAUGUACGUAUUAACAGUUCUUACUUUGGAAUCAAAGAAAACGGAAAAGUGGGAAACAGAUAAUCCAGAAUAUGAUUGGUUACAAUUUGAUUGGAAUAGAAGUGAAUCACGUCGACGUCUUUUUAACUUACUUUCAACGUGUAAUAGUGAACCAGUUAUAAGUAAUAAUCAAACGAAAGAAAAAUAUUCCACAACCGAACUUGAAUCCCAUCCUGCUAUUGAACAGUAUCGAGAAGCAUUAGAAUCUAUUUGGUCUAAAAAUGAUAUACUCAAUGGGGACCAAUGGGUUAAACGACCUGACCCACCCAAAUAUCGACAUAGUCGUAUGAGACCUAUUCACAAUGUACCGUUUGUGACGAUACCGGGUGCAGAUGAAAAAAAUAAUUUGAAAAAAUACGCUUCAGCAACACGAAACCUAUUCGGGCUAGAUAUUGAAACACAGCAAUCAAACUUGUAG
Messenger RNA from Schistosoma turkestanicum, 1170 nucleotides. NCBI's taxonomy places the organism in Eukaryota, Metazoa, Platyhelminthes, Trematoda, Strigeidida, Schistosomatidae. The record is from the annotation of a GenBank genome assembly.